AUAUUAAUAAUCUCACAUUAAUUAAAUCUAUUUCUCGUAUAGUCGUUUAUAAUGUAUACAAAUUUCUAUGUAUGAUAUUUCUAUAUAUCUUAAUUAUUUCUUCAAAUUUUAUCAACUGUUUUACCAAUUUUUGUAUUUAUUUAAUUCUUUAGAUGCAAGAUAUAUUCAAAAAGGAAAAAACAGAUUCCCAGAGUAAUUGGAAAGAUACUACCUUGCAAUCUUAUUCACCGAAGGAGAUAAAAUUAUCGGAUGUCGACAGAACUAGUGCGACAAAGACUCAUAAUCUGAACUAUCAUGGACCACAAAAAAAGAAAACCGUGAAUAAUAAUCAGAGUCACACGGUGAUUCGAAACAUAAACAUGAAUAUCAACGAUUUCUAUCACGGGAGCUAUAGACAAGGUAAAAAGAAAGAUUCCCUAUUGACUACAAUCAACAAUCUAGAAGACGUCAUCACGAAAGAACAACAUGUGAACUGCGCGAAUGACAAGAAGAAAAAUCAAAGAUACUCGAGCAGUUUUGUUGGAAACUCAACAAAUCACAAUCUGAGCGUCGAGAAGGAAUUCAACGAGGUAGUCGGCAACAAUUCCAAGGCGAAGACGACCAGCAGCGUCCACGAAGGCGAGGACAUUACGUUGUGUUGGAUCGAGACAAUGACCAUCAAAGAGAAUAAGACCGUUGAACCACCGAAGAGGCUGGUAAUUCGCGAGUACACGAUCUCUUUUGAAAAUUCCGCGACCAUACCGGAUAGGUAUCUCGAAUGUAAGAGACUCGAGGGCGAAUUGGGGGCGAACGAUCUCGAGAUCGGCAAGACGGCUCUGUUCGAGGUCAUAGACGAGGACACUAAGGUCAGCAAAGUCGUCAACUUCACUUCAAUCGGUCACAUCGGCGAUGUCACCAUCUGGCAACAUAAAAGGGUGAAGUGCGGAGUUGGUCCAGUGGUUAGCAAAAACAUUAUUGAAUGGAACGACGGUUCGGAUAACCCGAAGAAGAGAGUGGAGAUCAGGGUCAGCCCCAAGAUGCAUAAGCUAACGACAAAGAAUGAAGAAGAACCCUGCACGCAAAGUACCGAGACAACAGAGAUCGAAGAGAGCAGUAUACCUACCGAUGGCACGAGUUACGUCACUGAACCCUGUAAAAACACAAAGAACGGCAUUUGCGAAGUGACCACGAAGAGUAGCGAAGAGUCGACGAAAUAUCUUGAGAUCAGCACGACUGAAAAGGCAAUCACCGAGUUACCGAGAAGCAGCAGUGAAGAAGAAAGUGAAGAAGACUUGAGUUUAUCUGUCGGCGUCACAACAUCAUCACCUGACGAGAAAGAGAUAUCGACAGAAUCAUCAGUUGCUACGGAAACACCGGUCACGAUUUUCGUAACGAGCGACGAGUCCUUGUCCUCGAAGAAGGACGGUUUGGACUGUGAGAAUUCGUCAGAUCCAGCGUGUGCAGUGCGAGACGUCACGACGUCUUCGUGGGAACUGCCUACUGAAUCAUCAGCUACGACAGAAACGAAUACGCAGACUGGAACAUCAUCAACGGCUUCGGUGGGCACAGCGACGACUUCAAUUCCAGCUAGUCAAGAAGCGACCACGAAAGUGGGCACAGAGAAAGAGCUUUCUAGCCAGAAGAGACCAUUGCUCCCCACGGAACCUUUCAUCUCUAUCGAAGUAGAUACUUCAGAAGAGAUGUCAGAUUUAGUAACCGUACGAACAAGUUCAAUCACACCCACGACAGUGUCUGAAUACGAGAGUGUUUCGAUGGAGAGUGCGGAAUCUACACGUCAGCCAACGGUUGAAACAACUACCACGAUUAUUGAAAGUCUCAGCCAGGGUCAUGGUGUGACUACUACUACUACUACUACUACUACUACUAUACCAGAAACGGAUGUUACAACAAGUCCUAGUGUGGUAAAAGGAAAGGAAGAACACAUGACAGAUAAAGAAAUCAGUGGCUCCGUUUCGGAGGAAUCAACGGAAGAAGAUAUUAUGAUGCCAUCAACCGAAUCGACAAGCAAACGAUCAGAUAGAGUCGAUUACGUUCCACCUUUAGAGAGCAACACAGUAACUUCAGGUGAAAUUGGUACUGAACAAGCUGCUACAACUGCAACGCCAUUGAUUAUCGAAUUCACGCAAGCACCCGGAAAAUCUGGUAAGAUUUUAGGCAAAUUACUUGCAACGGUUUCAACUGAAAGUACGACUAUCGAGUCCGCAUCGGGAGGUACAACUAUUGAGUCGAUUGAAAAUACAGCUUCUGAGUCCUUGUCGACCGAGACUACAGCGAUCGAGUUCUCAUCAACGUCCGAAGAAGGAUCUGUUAGGGAAAGUAAAGAAAAUUUAACGCACGAAAUCGAAGAAGCAACGACGACCAGGCCAAAAGUCGCUGUGGAAGAAGAAUUUAUUUCGACGGUUUCAACUACAACAACAGUAUCGGAAAUGCCAGAAAUCGAAUCAACAACCUUGCCACCGACAACAAGCAAUGAAUAUGAUUACAUAUGUGAAGACUCCGAGGACUGUGCGUACAUCAGCAGUUCGGAAGCUUGCGAUGAGUCCGGGAAUUGCGGUAGUACCAGUGAAUCUUGCGAGUUGGGCGUAUGUUCCAAGGAACAAGGUGUCGAGGAUAAGUCGAUAUCUGAUGUGACUUCUCCAUCAACAAUGAAGACUCACACACCCAUGAUUGAUCUGCAGUCGUCUGAAGUGCCAACGUCCGAAGUGCAGCAACAACUCACAAGUACUACAGCCGCCACGUUGAUCUCUGAGGAGGGUGACAACAGUUCAAUGACGAUCGGCAGUGUUCCUACGGUGGAGACUCGCAGAAGCACACCCUUGUCAUCGACGACUACGCCGCGGCAUAAGUUGAUUUUGAAGAUCAAGGUUCUCCUAGAACACGUUAAUGAGAAGAUGGAGAAAGAGAAUUUGGUUGAAGUCGACAAGCAGUUAUCGUUAGACGAGAACCCGGAACAUCACGGACAUCCCGAUAUGUUCAAACGAUUGAAAUCUUUCAACGAUUCCAUUAAUAUGGAGGCCAUCAGCGCGUUGCUGAAUUGCACCAGCUUGGGCAAUCUGACGAGAGGCGUAAGCCUCGUCAGCAAACAACCAAGUCAGAAUGUUGAUAGUAAAUCUGAUGAAUUGCAAUUUACAUUUUCCGCGAAUACGAAUUCACGGCAGUCUUUCACUUCGGAACAAGCUAAAGACGAUCUUCUUGAAUCUGAUCAAAAAUACGAGACGGAAUCCCGAAAACGAAAACGAAGAGAUUUUGCAAGUAAUAAAGAAGAUACAAUUCUUAAUACUUUUGCAGAUUUAGUUAAUCCUGCGAGCACUUUGAAUGCUAACUCGAUGAAGGAAAGCAUAAGAUCUAGGAACGAACAGAAGACAAGUAACGCUGCGCAUGGAAAGGAAAGGAAUGAAAUUAAAUCAACGCCAGAUAAAAGGGAUAUUGAGAAAACAAAGAUGGAAAUUGUGAGACAAGCUUUACCAGAUGUAGUGAAAGAUUUUUCGGUCGGGUUCCAAAAUGUAAUGUCGCAAUUCGCGCGACAUAAUUCAAUGGAAAACGAUCCUAAAAAAGUGCCAAAAGUAAAUCUGUUUGAUAUCAUAACUAAUCCCAAGGACAGCAGGUUUCACUCGAGGAGAAGAAGAGCGGCUACAGAGGAAGUUGGACGCUGGUCGAAUGAAAGAAUCAGGAAGGCGGCAAUAGGCGGCAAUCUUAGAAGUUUCACUGAAUUUGUAUUGUAUGAUAUUCUGUCUUGAAAUUUACUUUCUUAUUACUCUGGCGAGUGUAAUAUCGUAACAUUUAAUGUCGUAUAAUUUUAAUAAAGCGAAAAUAUAGAAGAUUGUACA
Messenger RNA from Ooceraea biroi (clonal raider ant), 3827 nucleotides. Its product is annotated as serine-rich adhesin for platelets. Lineage: Eukaryota; Metazoa; Arthropoda; Insecta; Hymenoptera; Formicidae. The record is from RefSeq and is a predicted model, not a curated record.